Cynoglossus semilaevis (tongue sole) is the source of this 1659-nucleotide messenger RNA. RefSeq names its product testis expressed 261 (gene tex261). Lineage: Eukaryota; Metazoa; Chordata; Actinopteri; Pleuronectiformes; Cynoglossidae. The record is from RefSeq and is a predicted model, not a curated record. The transcript has 6 exons. Bases 132 to 722 code for a protein of 196 amino acids. Gene Ontology annotation, molecular function: COPII receptor activity. Gene Ontology annotation, biological process: endoplasmic reticulum to Golgi vesicle-mediated transport. Gene Ontology annotation, cellular component: COPII-coated ER to Golgi transport vesicle; endoplasmic reticulum membrane; Golgi membrane.
CGUCUUGUCUCUGUUGUUGGGUUGUCAGUGAAACAGAGGGAGGAACUUUGGCCGCUGCUAGUUAGCGCAGAGCUAGCACUGUUUUGUGUUCUGUUUUCAAAUUGUUGUACUGUUUUCCCACAUGCACAGAGAUGUGGUUUAUUUAUUUACUCAGCUGGCUGUCGUUGGUGAUCCAAAUAUCAUUUGUCACACUAGCAAUAGCUGCUGGCCUUUACUACUUGGCAGAACUAAUAGAAGAAUACACAGUAGCCACCAGUCGGAUCAUAAAGUACAUGAUCUUGUUCUCCACCGUAGUGCUGGCAGCUCUCUAUGUUUUUGAGGGCUUUCCUGCUCUGAUGGUGGGGGUGGGUCUCUUCACAAACCUGGUCUACUUUGGCCUCCUGCAGACCUUCCCCUAUAUAAUGCUCAGCUCACCCAACUUCAUCCUCUCCUGUGUGUUGGUGGUGGUGAACCAUUACAUGGCCUUCCAGUACUUUGCACAAGAAUACUAUCCAUUUUCAGAGGUACUGGCCUACUUCACGAUCUGCCUGUGGGUGAUCCCGUUUGCCUUCUUUGUUUCUCUGUCAGCCGGAGAAAACGUGCUGCCAUCCACCAUGCAGCAAGGAGAUGACGUGGUGUCUAAUUACUUCACCAGGGGAAAGAGGGGAAAGAGGUCAGGGAUCCUCCUCAUCUUCUCCUUCCUCAAGGAGGCAGUGCUGCCCAGUCGGCAGAAAAUGUACUAAAGAGCUGAGACUCGGGCUACAGGUGUGAGGGGAUCCGGGGCAGGGGGUGGGUUUGGUUACGUAUGAAUGUGUGUGUUGGAGGUAAAGGGGAACGACUGUGGACUGAAAACAAAGCAGAAGCCAAACCGGGGAGAAGGGCACACCAAGAGAACGAACCAUUGAAGGGAAACAGUUUGACGAUGGACAAGUUUACACAGACCACCUCUGUCUGUGGUGGUCUGUGCUGACUGCCAUGACCAUCCACAGGAGACCACUCUGAGGCAGAGAUCUUCUUAGGUGCAGUUCUUUCUAAUUGUGACUCCAUUUUUUUAAACACUUGGAAUAAAAUGUCAAAAAUGUUUGCAAGGUUGGGAAAAGAAAUCACCGCUAAACAGCUGUGUGACUCUGGCUGAUUGAACAGGAGACACCAUACUGUUGUUGGUCCCAGCAGAAUCAGAAGGGUCGAAGGUCAAUUUCUGAAGUGCUGGAGUUUACACUUUUUUUUUCUGGAGCGGUGGUGAGAUGCAGAAAUCUAAUCUGCGGAGCCCCUUGAAAGUUGGUGGAAUUAAUUUAAAAGGCAGAAACAAAUCUUUCUUUUUUUUUUUAAUCAUCCACAUCAGGCCAUAGAUAUGACAUGUGACAUUUCCUCCUAAAUGUUGAAAUCUCAAACAUUCUCCAUUCAUUGCAUCAAUUUACAACAGCUCUCUGUCUCUAUGGAUAUGUUUUAGGAAGACGUUGCAAAAUAACAAACAUUUUUGUACUUUCUUUAUCAACAACAAAGGAAAAAAAAACACUUUGAAGACUGAACUUGUGCAGUGACUCCUGAAGGUGAGGGGCACAAAAAGCUGCUCAAAAGGAGUUGAUGGGAGAAAAAAAACCCAAGAUGUUUUGAAUCUGUGGUGGUCAGGCUGGGUAAUACACAACUGUAUCAUAACAAUAAAAGGUUUUGUUGAAAUAA